UUUUGCAUGUUGUUGAUGUGGGAAAUUUGAACAUUCUUCUGUCACAGAUAUCAUCUCCUUCAGUAAGGACUCCAUUAGUCUACAGGAGGGAGAACAGCUUGAAGUCCUGUGUGCAGAUUCCAGUUCAAGUAAAUUGCAGAUCUACGCAGGUCCUGACGUUUUCGGAAUGUGUUCGGUGAUAUUGGUACCGAUGUGAUGUGCGAAGAUAACAGUUGAACUUGUAGAACAGUAGAAGAAGGAACAGGGAUAUUUAUCAAAGGAUUUCCUGUAAAUCAACUCCUUUGGGCUUCUGAGAAUGUCCCAGGUGAACAAUAGAGUUUCAACCACACUGCCAUGGGUUAUUCUGCUGAUCACCACCAUUAUCUGUUCUUGCAAUGCCGACUCGAACGGAAUCUGUCCGCAGUUUAGCAUCCCCAAUGGUGCUGUGACCCAACAGGGUAGCUUGAUCGGAAUGAAUGCAACUCUGGUCUGUGAUCGGGGCUACCGCAUCGAUGGAACUCAGCACUACACGUGUUCCCUGCUGAGAAACAAUGGCCGCUGGAUUGGGGAUCAGUAUUGCGUCCCAAUCCCUACCUACUGCAGACAUCUGAUAGUGGAGAAUGGGGAUAGCACCACCUACAGUCGCGGCCUCUCCCUGGGGAGCAUAGCCACAUUUAGCUGUGCGCCAGGAUACGCGCUAACGGGCGACAUGAAUUUCCAUUGCCUGGAGCAUAGCGCCACGCAUGGACUGUGGUCCGGCAGGCAGUUCUGCAAGGUUGUUGACAACUACUGCAGCGCUGACCUUACCGUGGACAAUGGAACGGUGGAGUAUAGCAAUGGCUGCCGCAUAUUAAGUGAAGGAGUAGUAACCUGCAAUGACGGUUUCGAGCUCUCGUUGGGUGAACCCCACCAGUGCUUACAGCACAAUGCCACCCACGGGCAAUGGUACGGAACAAGGACAUGUAUAGAUGGCAGAAAAACAUCGCUCCGCCUCACAAGACACCUCCACCUCGGCAAGGUGUGGUUGGCAAUCAUAGCAGCUGCAGGGUCCAUGGCCGGCGUCGUGUUUUUCGUCUGCUUGAUCAUGCUAGUGCGCACCUACACGAGCGGCGGCACACGACGCAAGUCUGGCAAAGCCGAGUUACCGCUGGACCCUGACGACAUGGUGCCGUUCCCAGCAUCCACAUCCGGCAUCAGCAUCCAGCUAAGUCAGGUAGCACUCUCCCAGGUGCUGCAUGCAAAGGCAUAUGAAUGCGACGACCUUGGUCGCAAGAGCUCCAUUCCUGCGGUGGCAUCCGGCUUGAGUUACGGGCCGACUGCACCAGUGGCUUCCAGGGCAGAUUCAGUGAAGCAAAUCAGAGGCUGGUCUGUGUACUGGCCUGAUCCUACCUCGGUUCAAUAUGUCAACACAACUGGUCCUAAUGGGUACACUGCUAACAUGGACGCAUGCGCAGAUGCCAUCACAGGUGCUGCGCUUGCGCAGUCUCCGGAUGAGAAGCCGCCCAUCUCUAGUGGCUGUGCGGUCAACACUGGGGCACAAACUAGAGAAGUGAGUGGCGGCGGUAUGCGCGCUAUAUCAAUACCUGGCACAUCGUCGGGCCUGUGUAGACAGUGCACGGAGCCACGCGGAGAAGUGUAUGGCGGCACAGCGCACACACCAGAGGAUAAUUUCUCGCCUUUGCAGAGCCUUGAUGCCGAUGCGUACCUGAUGCCUGUGGACGCGGAAAUGAAAUCAGCCAAUGUAGCUCUAGAUCUGGAAAUGAAAUCAGCCAAUGCAGCUGACAGUGGCACGGAGAAAGGCAUUGCCAAUAGAAGCUAUUUGCCACCUCUGCACUUGUCCGAUAACUUGAAACAUGCAGCACCAGCCAAUAGCAUUCAAGCCACGUUCAAGGCACUGGUCAGAUCUGGUAAGAAUCCACUGCGGCAUGUCUUUCCAUCCGAGUUUGGCUUGAAGAGAGGUCAGAAGUGGACUCCUGCACCGCAAAAGAAUGGCGCUACUGUCGAUGGAGGAAGAGCAGGCCCGGGCCACCCGUGCAAUAACGGCGACGUGGAGAAGAAGAUACUCACUGUGACGCAGUCAGGCGACUCGUUUGAAGAAACUCAGGACACCUGUGCCCAGAUGCUAGAGUUCAGUCGCUGCAAUACAGCUGAGCAGAAGAACGCCAGAGGCGAUGGUUCAUCAGACGUGCGGAGCCAACAACUUCCAGCUGAAGUGUUCCAUCCGAAAUACGCCGUCUUAGAACAGGACCUUUGCCGCAACAUUGAUGGUAUAGUUGUGGACGCUAGGACCAGAUCAAGGACGGCCAGUGGCAGAUCACAUGGAGCGGUGCAGUUCCAAUCCACUGUCUUGCCACAAGUCCCAACAAUCCAGCACACGGCCGACCCAGACGUGAAUAUCUUAAAUGAACGAACUGAAGAUAUGAACACAGAAACCACAGACAAUGGAGCAUGCAUCUCACGAUGCCGGCCUACGGCACAAACUCAGUUUCAAACCAGUCAAGAUGAAAUGCUGCCAGUCGGUCAACUGCACAACUCCCCCUCUCAGUGCAGUAGUCUGUUUGACGACAGCGAUGCCCGUGACUCCAGCAAUGCAUGGGUUUGAGGAGUUGACCACCAGCCCUGGUCAUUCGGGUGCAGUGUUUUGAGCCGUCUCGAACGGCACAGUGCUGAUAAGUCGCUAGUGACCUGUCAUAGCUGGUAGUCUCAUAUGCCUUUGCGCCGUGGUGCAGACGUCAACAGCACCGUGCAGCAAUCGUACUGUCACCCUAGACAGGCUUACGUCAUAGCCUUAUGUCGCUGAAGGCCAUGGCAUGGGUUCCUUCAGCAUGCCGCAACAUCUGCAGUUCAAACUGCUCCACGGGUGCUGUAUAGACUGAUCAGCAGCGCAUUGACAGGCUGUGCGUGUCGACUAUGCAUGCAAAUGGGGGGAUAAUACAAGCUAGAGGUGCAGCAGUAAACUGUGAGCAGUGCAUUCAUGUUUGACCGCUGUUACCAGAUGCCUGCAAAGAGCAUUGUAUUAAUUAGCAGUAACGUUACCUGUUGCAGUAGGGCACGGGCACAAUUACGACUGGCAAAUGCAAUGCACUCAACAGCAGAGAUAUUUUUUUGUUUUUGUUGCAAUAGACAGGAAAGGAUCUAACACUUACAUGCCUGAAUGGUGUGAUCACCACCCCAACCCUCAUCUCUCUCACAAACUUCUUUUCACCAUGGCCCCGGCACCCAAAACAAGAUCUUGAACGUUUCAAUCCAGCUUCUGAAAUUAUCCUUACUACACAAAUACUGUCACUAGCGAAAACACCAACGAUCUUGCAGUAUACAUCUGGCACAACAGAAACAGUUCUUCAACAAACCCUAUUUCUUUCAAGCACCUAUUUGUUGAACAGUACUAUUUGUAUCAGCAGCUGCACAUCGUGACUAUUUUCAACGCACUUUUAAAUGAAACUCAUGCAUCAUCUUUCCAAUUCCCCUGGUCUCAUAUUCUUAUGCUGGUGCAUCAACGAAAAAUCACUUUCUCUCUGUCUCAGUCUGUCUGUCUCAGGCUCUCUGAAUUGAGGAUUUUGUCUCUUUUUCUGAUGAGAUAUUUCCUAUUGGUUCCUCUCUCUCUCUCUCUCUCUCUCUCUCUCUCUCUCUCUCUCUCUCUCUCUCUCUCUCUCUCUCUCUCUCUCUCUCUCUCUCUCUCCUCUCU
Messenger RNA from Sycon ciliatum, 3664 nucleotides. RefSeq lists its product as uncharacterized. The record is from RefSeq and is a predicted model, not a curated record. NCBI's taxonomy places the organism in Eukaryota, Metazoa, Porifera, Calcarea, Leucosolenida, Sycettidae. The transcript has 6 exons. Bases 296 to 2581 code for a protein of 761 amino acids.